Colletotrichum siamense is the source of this 729-nucleotide messenger RNA. RefSeq names its product 5-demethoxyubiquinone hydroxylase. Gene Ontology annotation, molecular function: 3-demethoxyubiquinol 3-hydroxylase activity. Lineage: Eukaryota; Fungi; Ascomycota; Sordariomycetes; Glomerellales; Glomerellaceae. Bases 1 to 729 code for a protein of 242 amino acids. Gene Ontology annotation, cellular component: mitochondrial inner membrane. The record is from RefSeq and is a predicted model, not a curated record. The transcript is spliced from 3 exons. Gene Ontology annotation, biological process: ubiquinone biosynthetic process.
AUGGCUCGCAGUGUGCUCGGCAUCCGCCGGGCUAAAUCAUUCGAUAUCAUUGACAGCUUCAUUUGCGACUGGACUUCGGCCGAGUGCAUGCUCCGAGCUGGGGCUGACAUUGUCAUUUCACAACCACACAAUGGCGUCUAUCGCCCACGUCGCAAGCCCUUGACCCAGGAGCAGAAGGACUUUCUGUCCUCAGCUCUCCGGGUAAACCAGGCUGGAGAACUCGCAGCGACGCUCAUUUACACCGCCCAAACCCCACCACUCGUAAAUCGACACCCUCACCUCCGACCCUUGAUGGCGCACAUGUACGACCAAGAGGAGGGGCAUCUUAAGACCUUCAACUCUCUUAUCCACAAGCAUCGUAUACGUCCGACUGCCCUGUAUCCCGUGUGGCAGGUCAUGGCUACAGGUCUGGGUUGGGGUACGGCUGUGAUGGGUCGCGAGGCAGCCAUGGCCUGCACGGAGGCUGUUGAGACUGAGAUUGGCGACCACUACAACAAUCAGAUCCGAACUCUGUUAGAGAUGGUCAGUGAGUGGGAGGCGGAGGGGUAUGAAGUUGGCCCCGAAUUUUCGGAGCUCAUCAAGACGCUGCGGAGGAUCAGAGACGAAGAACUUGAGCACCUCGACCAUGCUGUCGAACAUGACGCCAAGAAGGCCGAGCCGCAUUGGCUGCUGACUGGCGUCAUUCGCGCGGGCUGCAGAGGGGCCAUUUGGGUCAGCGAAAGAGUAUAA